GGCAUCAUCACGAUCGGUUUCGGGCUGCUCACCCUGCUCUUCCUAACCGCCUCGCCCGACACCGCGUCCUGGCUGAGCGAGCGCGAGCGGCAGAUCGUCGUCCUCACGAACGAGGCGGACCGCGCGCUGAAGGCACACGAGGGCUUCUCGCGUGCGCAGAUCACGAGCGCGUUCACGGACCCGCGGACGUACCUCUGGGGGCUCGCGUACUUUGCGAACUACAUCCCCGUGUACAGCGUCGUGCUCAGCCUGCCGACGGUCGUCGCCGGACUCGGGCACACCGGCACGGGCGCGACGGUCAUGGCCGUGUGGCCGUACUUUGUCGGCUUCGCGCUCGUCCUCGGUGCCGGCUGGACGACGGACCGCUGGGGCGCCCGCUUCGUGCACUACGCCGUGCCCAUCGGCGUCGUCAUGGUCGCGCUCGUCGUGCUCAUCGCCGAGACGGACGACACGGUGCGCUACGGGAUGUUCUUCCUCGUCAUGUUCAUGUUUGUCCCGAUCUCGACGAUGUGGUCGUGGCUCGCGCAGAACGUCGCAGGCUCGAACAAGCGCGCGGCCGCGACGGGCCUCGUCUUCUCGAUGGGCAACCUCGGCGGCAUCGCCUCGGGCUGGAUCUACAGCGCCGAGUGGGCGCCGCGCUUCGUCCCCGGGCACGCGAUCAACCUGGCGUGCUACGCGGUCGCGCUCGUCGCCGGCGCGUGCCUCUGGUGGAGCUACCGCCGCGACAACCGGCUCCGCGACCGCGCCGAGGGCAUCGAGCGCGGUGUCAGUGUGUAUCAGCGCAGGAAGGGCCUCCUCGGCGAGGAUCUUGGAGACUUGGGCGAUAAGUGA
Molecule: messenger RNA, 831 nt
Organism: Phanerochaete carnosa HHB-10118-sp
Lineage: Eukaryota; Fungi; Basidiomycota; Agaricomycetes; Polyporales; Phanerochaetaceae
Exons: 2
Biological process (GO): transmembrane transport
Cellular component (GO): membrane
Molecular function (GO): transmembrane transporter activity
Source: RefSeq, a predicted model, not a curated record